UGAAGUGUCCUCUUUGGUUUGAGAGUAUAUAUGUGUGUAUUUAAACACGUUUUCUAAUUCAGCAGUCAUUCACAUCAUGAUUCUUAGGAACAUUUUUGGCCUCUUGGCGUUAACGGUAUUGUCCACUGUCUCAGGAUACAAGACUCUAGCAGAAAUUGAGAAAUAUUUAUGUAAGUAUGGAUACCUAACAGAGAACUGCAACAACCCUAACCAACCGGCGAGGGCCGAGAGUAGAGAAUACGCAAUAAAAUGGUGGCAAAUGUUCAGCAAUCUGCCGGUGACUGGGAUUAUCGGACCUGCAGACGAGGAACUAAUGGACAGACGGCGCUGUGCUUGUGAGGACGUCAUGGAAAAGGAUGAAGUCAUGAACCCUGACCUUCAACCCCAACAAUUUAAUCUUGGUCCAAAAUGGAGAAAAACAACACUAACGUGGAAAAUGACCAAGUCUUCCAGAAAGCUUGAUCCUGGAAAAACACGGUCCGAGAUCACAAGAGCGCUGAGGCAUUGGUCUGACGUCACACCUCUUCAAUUUUACGAAAUGCCGGAAUCGGGCGAUUCCGACAUCACGAUUUCUUUUGAGAUUCGUAACCAUGGAGAUGGUGCUGGCAACGCCUUUGAUGGUCCAAGUAGAGUACUUGCCCAUGCAUUUUUCCCGUCCAAUGGGCGAGUCCAUUUUGAUGAAGAGGAAUUCUGGGGCUUCGGCGAUGAAGUUGGAGACUCUAAGACCGACUUUUUCACGGUAGCAGUUCACGAGUUUGGCCACACCUUGGGUUUGUUCCAUUCGGACGUUUAUGGUGCUCUCAUGUAUCCGUAUUAUGCAGGGUACAAUGCUAGCUUCCGGCUACACCAGGACGAUGUCAUUGGCAUACAGAGUUUGUACGGUCCUAGCCCUCGAAUUACGCCAACCACUCCAAGACGUCUGACGACAUUCCGUCCUACAACGCCAGCCCCUAGACCCCGCAUCACAUCAACUCCCCGACCCCGUAUCACUCCGGCGCCCACUGUUAGACCUACCCGGAACCCUACCCUGCCGUCCAUUUGUAACGUCAAUCUACGAGCCGUGAUUAGGGAUUUUGAUGGCACGAUGUUUGCAUUUGUGGACUCUCAUAACGUGAUGAGGAUAACCGAAAGGGGGUUAUUGGAUCGCUUCCGGGUCAGUAACCUCUUCCGGCGAGCUCCCUGGAAUACAGAGGCUGCAUACAAUAUCCCCAGUCUCGGUCGGACAUAUUUUAUGAGAGGUCAAAGAAUUUGGGAGUUUGACCGAAUGAGGAAUCGCAUGUCUACCAUACUGGUUCAGGGAGGGCCGAGAUCAAUGCCAGAGAGACCACGGGCUGCGAUAUCCACGUCCGCUUCUGGAAAUGACAUAGAGGUCUUUGGGAGUGGUAUAAUGUGGAGAAUGAAGAUGAAUGGAGAAGUCGUACCCGGAUCUCACCGCUACAUCCAGAAUGUGUAUUAUGGAGUUCCGGAAGAAAUAGACGCUGCCGUUCGGUGGGAUUCUACCACAAUAUAUUUCUUCAAAUACAAUCGGUUCUAUAAAUAUGACACGCGCCGACGAGGCGUGAUUUUGGAGGGAGAUUUUGGCCCUGCAUUUCUUAAAGGUCAAUGUGGCAACGCCCCGAGGUAAAUCCAGAUCAUCUUACCGAUAGAUCUUACUCAGUGAUAAAACCCGGAAACUAAGUGAACAUUUUUUUUUCUAAAACUACUGUUGUAUUGUUUACAUUUUCUGUGUAUUAAUUUAUUAAAUGUUGGUUUAAUGGUUA
Molecule: messenger RNA, 1760 nt
Organism: Saccostrea cuccullata (small rock oyster)
Lineage: Eukaryota; Metazoa; Mollusca; Bivalvia; Ostreida; Ostreidae
Product: matrix metalloproteinase-19-like
Exons: 11
Coding region: 77-1624 (515 amino acids)
Biological process (GO): proteolysis; extracellular matrix organization; collagen catabolic process
Cellular component (GO): extracellular matrix
Molecular function (GO): zinc ion binding; metalloendopeptidase activity
Source: RefSeq, a predicted model, not a curated record